AUGGCGACUCAACUUCUAAAGCGUUUUAUGUUCACAUCCCAAGCUCGCAAAUACUCACCUCUCUUUUUUUACUCUUCAUCGCCACUAUCCUCCAAUGAGGCCUCCACCGCUCAAAGUGCCAUAACCACUGCCGUUUCUAUCCUUACCCACCAUCAUUCAAAAUCUCGUUGGAGCUACCUCCGUUCUCUCUACCCCAAAGGCUUCGAUCCCAAUGAUUUUUCUCAAAUCACCCUCCACCUUAGGAAUAGACCCCAUCUUGCAUUCCGAUUUUUCCGCUUUAGCAAAUCCCUCUGUAACCACAACCUCGCCUCUUAUUCCACAAUCAUCCACAUUCUUGCUCGUGGUCGUCUUAAGUCGCAUGCCCAGGACAUCAUUCGGAUGGCUAUUCGAGCAUCAAAAUUGCAGGAGGACGAUGUUGAAGACAAUCGCAGGUCAACGCCAUUGAAGGUAUUUGAGAAUCUUGUGAAGACUUAUAGAGAUUGUGGAUCGGCUCCAUUUGUGUUCGAUUUGUUGAUCGAUGCCUGUUUGGGAUCAAAGAAUAUUGACCCUUCAAUCGAAAUCAUGAGAUUAUUGCGGUCCCGUGGGCUUAACCUGAAUGUUAGUACCUUGAAUUCUUUAAUUCAUUGCGUUUGCCAAUUUCGAGGGAUUGAAGCAGGAUAUGAAAUUUACAGAGAGGCCUUUCGGUUAGAUGAGGAAACUAUACUGUAUUGA
Molecule: messenger RNA, 711 nt
Organism: Prosopis cineraria
Lineage: Eukaryota; Viridiplantae; Streptophyta; Magnoliopsida; Fabales; Fabaceae
Product: pentatricopeptide repeat-containing protein At2g15980-like
Exons: 2
Coding region: 1-711 (236 amino acids)
Molecular function (GO): protein binding
Source: RefSeq, a predicted model, not a curated record